AUGUACGCAACUACUAAUGGAGACUAUGGAAAGUCAUGGGUAUCAACUCAAGGCCAAGACCCCAGAAAAACCACCACUCAGAUAAAGAACUAUCGAGAGAUCGCCGAGACUGAUCUAAUGCAAAAAACUGGGCUAAAACUCUUAAAGGCGAAAAUUAUGAAAGAAAAAGAAAUUGAAGACAUUGAAGCAGGCGAGCCUGACCAGCAUGUAUACGAUCCAUGCAUCCCUCAGCCCAGAAUCACCUCUCUAAAUGUAAAAGCUGAAGAAAUGACAUAUCCAGAGAUAGGCAUAAAUGUUGGGCAAAAUCCAAAAUACAUGACAAGGAAUAGUGAAUAUGGAAGACUUCACCCAAAUCAGCAUGAUUUACCAGCGAAAUAUUUCCCAAUGAACAAUAAGUUCACUACAAGCUUUGUGGCAGAAAGAGUUCCAGAUACUGGGCUGAAUACGUUUAAGAAUCCUAGUAGAGUCCAUUAUUUGUUUGAUUCUUAA
Messenger RNA from Blepharisma stoltei, 489 nucleotides. Lineage: Eukaryota; Ciliophora; Heterotrichea; Heterotrichida; Blepharismidae. The record is from the annotation of a GenBank genome assembly.